ACUAACUCAGUCUAUGCAUGGUUCGCGUACGAUCUACACGCACGUUCGGAACAGUGGGGAAAUCGGGGCCUGAUGAAUUCUUGUUUCUCUCUUUGAUCCCGGAAACCCGGCAAAAUUACGGCCACAAAAGAACACGAAGCGCGGUCUGAGCCUCCUCUUCAGGGCACCCGCUCGGCUGUCUUCUACCUCGAAAGCCCUGAGGGUUUGUGUCUUGUGAAACGCAAGUUCAAUUUCAACGCAGAACCUCCGUGGGAUCCCAGCUAGUAUUUAGCAUAAGCAGGUGUUUCGUCUGGCCAGAUCGUUCAUACAGUCCUGUAUUUGUGUACACAGUUAAUUGCAUAGCAUUCUAAAAAUGAGGUCAUACAAUUUUGGCAAGGGCUGCAAGGUGGAGCUUCAUGGCCAUGGAAAACCAAUCAUGGAAAUAGUACAGGAAAAAGUUGCAGAAAUGGAGCUUAAGCACAAAGAAGAUGCAUUUUACCUUGCUGAUUUAGGGGAUGUUGUAAAGAAGUAUGAAAAAUGGUCUGAAUUGCUCCCACGUGUGGAACCUUUCUAUGCGGUGAAGUGCAACCCUGAUCUUCCUGUUCUAAAGCUUCUGGCACAUCUAGGUGCCGGCUUUGACUGUGCAAGCAAGGAUGAAAUUGCUAAAGUUCUAAAGUUUGGAGUGCCUACAUCCAAAAUCAUUUAUGCGAACCCAUGCAAGCAGAAUGCUUUUAUUCGCUACGCUGCAAAGCAAGAUGUUCAGAUGAUGACCUUUGACAAUGAGGCAGAGCUCUACAAAGUGAAGGCCGCCUUUCCAAAUGCUCGUCUUGUUCUCCGAAUUCUGCCUCCAGCCAACUUUAAAGUACAGUGUGAACUGGGUAACAAGUUUGGUUGCCAUCCUAAAGAUGCUCGUGCAUUGCUGAUGAAAGCUUUAGAGUUGGAUUUGAAUGUGAUUGGCAUCAGUUUCCAUUGUGGAAGUGGAGUGGGAGAGGCAGCUGCUUUCAGUGCUGCUGUAGAGGCCUCUGCUGAAGUGUUUGAUAUUGGACAGUCGCUGGGCUUUGACUUCGAUCUUCUGGAUAUUGGUGGGGGAUUUCCUGGGCAUGCUGGUGGGGCCAUCAGCUUUGAGGAGGUUGCAGAGGUGCUGAAUGAUGCAUUAAACAAAUACUUUCCACCUAAGAGAAAUGUACGAAUCAUUGGUGAACCAGGACGAUAUUUUGUGUCUUCAGCCUUCAACCUCACAGUUUCCAUCAUUGCAAAGCGCAUGGUGGCAACAGAUGCCAAGGCUGUUGCUUUGGAAAGGAGCGAGGAACCAGCAUUCAUGUACUACGUCAAUGAUGGGGUCUAUGGUUCUUUUAACUGCCUGCUUUAUGACCAUGCGAAAGUUGAAGCCUCAUUGGUCAAUGCACCUGUCAAUGCAAUGGAGUUCCGCACCAGCAUCUGGGGGCCUACCUGUGAUGGGCUUGACCAAAUCCUUAAGGAAGUGAGGCUGCCAGAACUUUGUGUAGGAGACUACCUAAACUUUCCCAAUAUGGGUGCCUACACUGUGGCUGCUGGAACUACAUUCAAUGGCAUGCCACGUCCUGAAAUGUUCUAUCAUUGUUCAGAAAAUGUUUGGUGCCAUCUGUUCCCUGAUGCCUUGAAAGCUAAAGGACCCGGUCGACUAACUGGAAAGAUCCCCUUCCUCAAAGCUGGUCAUGAUCUGGAUAAGGUGGAACAUGAGAGAGUCCCACCAUCACCUGUCGUUCUCUUAGAUGCAGAUGAGGAUGCUUUCUUCAACUAAAACGUCCAUCGAUCAACAAAUGAUGCCUCGUUCUGAAUACAUGCUCCUUCCCACACAGCCAUUAAAAUUUUAGGGUUUGUAGAAAGUAUUAAGAGGUUUGAUACUGUAAGAGUCAUUUGCUUGGGGUUUUUUUCUUGCUUUACUUUUUCCCCCAAAUUUUGGGGUAUUUGAGUGUGUGCUUUCAACUUACUAGUUUUAUAUGUAAUGGUUCGACAGUUAAAAGUUUUGGGAGUUGAUUGUAACUGAUAUAUCUUUCACCCUGGAGUGAGAGAUUUGAACUUCAUGAAAGUGGACAUCUAUGCUGUAGCGGCAUCUAUUUUUUAAUCCACAAGUUCUUCCUUCCCAUGAUCACACUGCAGGGAUUUUAACUUGCACAAAAGUGGUGUGUGGGAAACAUUUUUGCAGCCUUAAACUCAAAGUGGACCAAAUGUACAGUUUUUUAAUGUAUCCAUUUUGUUUAAGCAUGGCGUCUUUGCGCCUUAUUUUCUCACUCCACCUUCAGGAAUUUCACUGUAGUCUCCAAAUGCAGUGGUGGGAAUUAAAACAGGAUUGUGCUUAUCAGCAGACAUCACCUUUCACUCGGAGCUAUGGCUAAUAACAGCAUGGGUUUUUUCUUCUUUUUUUUUCGAGGGGCCUUCACCUUUGGUUGUGAAAUCUUGCAACUGAAUAACAACUGAAUGUGUUAGCAGCCAUCACAGUGCAGGGCUGUAUGAACAUCCGAAACACCUGCUUAGUUUUCAGCUUGGCCAGACAAUGUCGUAUUUAUUUUUUUCAUGGUGGAUGUAAUUUCCAAAAUAAAGUGUUUAUAUACGACAUGUC
Molecule: messenger RNA, 2578 nt
Organism: Pomacea canaliculata
Lineage: Eukaryota; Metazoa; Mollusca; Gastropoda; Architaenioglossa; Ampullariidae
Product: ornithine decarboxylase-like
Exons: 12
Coding region: 353-1759 (468 amino acids)
Cellular component (GO): cytoplasm
Molecular function (GO): ornithine decarboxylase activity
Source: RefSeq, a predicted model, not a curated record